AUGACGGAUCACGAAGAUAAGAAGAAGAAGGUCAACUUGGGGGACUCAUCCGGUGCUCCACCAAAAGAUGCCGAUGAUGUUGCCACCGCCAUCCUGAAGAAAAAGAAGAAGCCAAAUAGCUUGAUUGUUACCGACGCUGUAAACGAUGAUAACAGUAUCAUCGCCUUAUCAAACAACACCAUGGAGACGUUACAACUCUUCCGUGGUGACACUGUCCUUGUGAAGGGAAAGAAGAGAAAAGACACAGUCUUAAUUGUUUUGGCCGACGAUGAUCUCGAUGAUGGAUCUGCAAGAGUUAACCGUGUAGUCCGAAAUAACUUGCGCGUCAGGCUAGGAGAUGUCAUCACAGUUCAUCCCUGUCCCGACAUUAAAUACGCGAAACGCAUUGCUGUUCUUCCCAUUGCAGACACUGUUGAGGGGCUUACGGGUUCUCUCUUUGACGUUUAUCUUAAGCCCUAUUUCCUUGAAGCCUACCGACCUGUGCGAAUGGGCGAUCUCUUCACAGUUCGAGGCGGUAUGCGAAUGGUAGAGUUCAAGGUUGUUGAGCUUGAUCCUCCAGACUAUGGUAUCGUUGCUCAAGACACAGUUAUCCACUGUGAAGGAGAGCCUCUAAACCGUGAGGAUGAGGAGGGUAAUCUAAAUGAGGUUGGAUACGAUGAUAUCGGUGGUUGCCGAAAGCAGAUGGCACAGAUUAGAGAGUUGGUUGAGCUGCCGCUGAGACAUCCACAGCUCUUCAAGAGCAUCGGUAUCAAGCCUCCACGUGGUAUUCUUCUGUAUGGACCUCCUGGUACUGGUAAAACUCUAAUGGCCCGUGCUGUUGCCAAUGAAACCGGAAGCUUCUUUUUCCUUAUCAACGGUCCCGAGAUUAUGAGCAAGAUGGCCGGAGAGUCAGAGUCAAAUCUUAGGAAAGCCUUCGAAGAAGCAGAGAAGAACUCCCCCUCCAUCAUCUUCAUUGAUGAAAUCGAUUCUAUUGCCCCCAAGCGUGAAAAGACCAACGGUGAGGUCGAACGAAGAGUUGUCUCCCAGCUUCUUACCUUGAUGGAUGGUAUGAAGGCUCGUAGCAACAUCGUUGUCAUGGCUGCUACCAACCGACCUAACUCAAUUGACCCUGCUCUUCGUCGUUUUGGACGUUUCGAUCGUGAGGUUGACAUCGGUAUUCCCGACCCAACCGGUCGUCUUGAGAUCUUGCAAAUUCACACAAAGAACAUGAAGCUUGCUGAGGGUGUCGAUUUGGAACAAAUUGCAUCAGAAACCCACGGUUAUGUUGGUUCUGAUGUUGCGUCGCUUUGUUCAGAGGCAGCAAUGCAGCAGAUUCGUGAAAAGAUGGACUUGAUCGAUUUGGAUGAGGACACCAUCGAUGCCGAGGUUCUAGACUCACUUGGUGUUACUAUGGAGAACUUCCGUUUUGCGCUCGGUGUCAGCAACCCCUCAGCCCUACGCGAGGUUGCCGUUGUCGAAGUUCCCAACGUUCGCUGGGACGACAUUGGUGGUCUCGAGGGUGUCAAGGCCGAGCUCAUCGAGUCGGUACAGUAUCCUGUGGAGCAUCCCGACAAGUUCCUCAAAUUCGGAAUGUCACCGUCCCGCGGUGUCCUCUUCUAUGGUCCUCCCGGUACUGGUAAGACCUUGUUGGCUAAGGCCGUCGCCAAUGAGUGCGCUGCCAACUUUAUUUCCGUCAAGGGACCUGAGUUGUUGUCCAUGUGGUUCGGUGAAUCUGAGAGCAACAUUCGAGACAUCUUCGACAAGGCUCGUGCCGCAGCUCCUUGUGUCGUAUUCUUGGACGAGUUGGACUCCAUUGCCAAGAGCCGUGGUGGAUCCAUGGGUGAUGCCGGUGGUGCCAGUGACCGUGUCGUAAACAUGUUGUUGACUGAGUUGGAUGGUAUGGGUGUGAAGAAGAACGUUUUCGUUAUUGGUGCCACCAAUCGUCCCGAACAGUUGGAUGCUGCCUUGUGCCGUCCAGGUCGUCUUGACACUUUGGUCUAUGUUCCUCUUCCAGAUGAGGCUUCCAGAGUGUCUAUCCUCAAGGCCCAGCUUAAGAACACGCCUGUUGCCCCUGAUGUCGACUUGAACUACAUUGCCUCAAAGACUCACGGAUUCUCUGGUGCCGAUUUGGGUUUCGUUACCCAGCGUGCGGUCAAAUUGGCCAUCAAGCAGGCCAUUGCUGCCGAAAUUGAGGCCAGCAAGGAGAAGGACAAUGCUGGAGAUACUGAGAUGGAUGAUAUUGAGCUCGAAGACCCUGUCCCAGAGCUUACCAAGGCUCAUUUCGAGGAGGCAAUGGGUGCUGCCAGACGUUCCGUCAGUGAUGUUGAGGUCAGGCGUUACGAGGCGUUUGCUCAAAGCAUGAAGCAGUCAGGUGGUAUGAAUACUUUCCGCUUCCCAAGUGAGGGCGAGGGUGCGGCCACUGGUGGCUCUGGUGGUGCCGGGUUUGGCGCAGGUGGUGAAGAUGAUGACUUGUACUCAUAA
Messenger RNA from Morchella importuna, 2460 nucleotides. RefSeq lists its product as uncharacterized. The transcript is spliced from 9 exons. Gene Ontology annotation, molecular function: ATP hydrolysis activity; polyubiquitin modification-dependent protein binding; ATP binding. The coding region runs from base 1 to 2460 and encodes 819 amino acids. The record is from RefSeq and is a predicted model, not a curated record. Gene Ontology annotation, biological process: retrograde protein transport, ER to cytosol; mitotic spindle disassembly; autophagosome maturation. Gene Ontology annotation, cellular component: nucleus; cytosol; VCP-NPL4-UFD1 AAA ATPase complex. Lineage: Eukaryota; Fungi; Ascomycota; Pezizomycetes; Pezizales; Morchellaceae.